Molecule: messenger RNA, 5283 nt
Organism: Cavia porcellus (domestic guinea pig)
Lineage: Eukaryota; Metazoa; Chordata; Mammalia; Rodentia; Caviidae
Gene: Dpm1
Product: dolichyl-phosphate mannosyltransferase subunit 1, catalytic
Exons: 12
Coding region: 34-816 (260 amino acids)
Biological process (GO): dolichol-linked oligosaccharide biosynthetic process; GPI anchor biosynthetic process; protein O-linked glycosylation via mannose
Cellular component (GO): endoplasmic reticulum membrane
Molecular function (GO): dolichyl-phosphate beta-D-mannosyltransferase activity
Source: RefSeq, a predicted model, not a curated record
AAUUCCGCCUCCGGCGCCUCGAGCAGUUCCGCCAUGGCCUCAAUGGAAGCGGGUGUUACGCCUGCCAAGUCUCGGCGGGAGCCAGAGGGCCGUCCCUCGGCACGGGAUAAAUAUUCGGUGCUUUUACCCACCUACAACGAGCGCGAGAACUUGCCUCUCAUCGUGUGGCUGCUGGUGAAAUGCUUCUCCGAGAGUGGAUUCAACUAUGAAAUUAUAAUCAUAGAUGAUGGAAGCCCAGAUGGAACAAGGGAUGUUGCCGAACAGUUGGAAAAGAUCUACGGAUCAGACAAAAUUCUUCUAAGACCACGGGAGAAAAAGUUGGGACUCGGAACUGCAUAUAUUCAUGGAAUGAAGCACGCCACAGGAAACUACAUAAUUAUUAUGGAUGCUGAUCUUUCACACCAUCCAAAGUUUAUUCCUGAAUUCAUUAGAAAACAAAAGGAGAGUAAUUUUGAUAUUGUCUCUGGAACUCGCUAUAAAGGAAAUGGAGGAGUAUAUGGCUGGGAUUUGAAAAGAAAAAUAAUCAGCCGUGGGGCUAAUUUUGUAACUCAGAUUUUGCUGAGACCAGGAGCAUCUGACUUAACAGGAAGCUUCAGAUUAUACAAAAAAGAAGUUCUACAGAAAUUAAUAGAAAAAUGUGUUUCUAAAGGCUAUGUCUUCCAGAUGGAAAUGAUCAUUCGAGCAAGGCAGUUGAAUUACACAAUUGGAGAGGUUCCAAUAUCAUUUGUGGAUCGUGUUUAUGGUGAAUCCAAACUGGGAGGAAAUGAGAUAGUCUCUUUCUUGAAAGGAUUAUUGACUCUUUUUGCUACUACAUAAAAGAAAGUUACUCAUUUCUGCUUACCAUGUUCAUUUCAAUUGAAAUAUAAAAGGCACCCUUACUGAUUUUUAUAACAUGUACUCUUAGAACAUAAAUCAUAAGGUAAGGUAAAUUUUAUACAAAUAUAUUAUCUGGAGAAACUCCAUUUUUUACUUCAAACUAAAUGUUAAAGUUACUAGCCUAAUGAGCAAUGCUCUCAAUUUUCAUAUACAUUUUGCUGUAUUAAGACGUAAAUAAAUACACAUGGAUUUUCGUAUUAAAUGUUGCUGGUUUCUUUAGAAUAUGUGAUUGGAGAAUUUCUUAAAUGGAACAGAAUCUGAAAUAUUUCUUACAAAAACAAUUCGUAGCUCUUUACGCCUGAUGUUGAGAGAGGAAUGUUCAUUAUGCUUAUGAAAUAUAGUCGCUUCUGUAGGAUACCUGUGUUCCAAAAGCCAGAGCAAAUGUUUCAUUUACCUACCUUCUCUAACACAGGUACUUCAAAAAUGAUAAUUAUUUUCUAAAUGUAGCAUUGCUUUUAAGUCAUUUAUUUUUAAAAUUUGAGUAAGAAUAUACUUGAACAAGUGAGCCGAGUUGGCUUUUCUUUGUAAGUAAAAAGAACAGUGUGUCUGAGCCACUCACAUUUGGUGAACAGUAUGUAUUUACAUUUUGGGGCUUAAUUUGCUGACAAAAAAAAGUCUGAUAAAUCAUUUACGUUUCUCUCUGCUCUUAUCAGAAAUAAUAAACUAAAACCUUUGUAGUUUUGAACAUUUAAACUCCUCCAUUCCCAUAGUUAAACCCUUACUGCACAUUCUAAAAAGAGCCAUUGUGAUUCUGUUUUGCCCAGAGCUAUUCAGCUGGCCCACCGGGACCAGCUUUCCUUGGGGAAGUGACCUCCCUUAUCAUUAAUAACUAGAAGAUUCAUCAGUGCUUCAUGUAAACUUAGUUUUAAGCUAUAGUAACAGAAUUAUAAAGUGCUUGAUAUUUUUGGAGUGUUGAGAAUUUAUUCUCUUUAAGCCUGGUUUUCAGUCUGAAGUAUGUAGAGCAGAAUUGAGAACCUUAUCAUAUAUAAGGCAUUGCUUUCUCAUACCUCACUAGACUAGGUAACUUUUCUGUCUUUUCAGUUCUUCCCACAACCGUUUCAACACUUUACCAGUGUUGGAACUAAGCAGUGAACACAGGCUAUUAGGAAAUCAUUUAGAAGAGAAUCUGGACCAUCUAGAUGUAUUUUUGUAGUAAAUCUGGUGACAUAAACACUGCAAAAUCUUUUUAAACAUUUACAUCUUAAUCUGCACCCUUUUUUGCUUCAUGAGGACAGUGAUGAAAUCCAGAUGUUGUUCUUUGUAUUUGUAGUGUCACUGUAUGAAAUCUAAGAAAACUAAAAGAUUACCCUAUUUGCUUAUUUCAUAGCAGCUCUCUGCCUGUUAUGUACUUUGUAGAUUACUUAUCUUCCUGACUCAAAUGCUUUGCCCAAGUCUCCCCUACUGCUUUCUUUAAAAAACAACUUUUCCAACUCCUGUUUCCUAUUGACAUACUGAAUUAGCUUUUAAUGUUAAUGAAAUUGCAGAAAUUAAUAGUGUGUUGGAUUGAAAGUUAAACUUACUCACCAAAGUCUUUAACACUGAGUGUAGUUAACCACAAUUCAUAGUAGGUUGUUAGGUCCUUUAGAGACACUAGUAUUAUUUGAAGUUAUUUUAACUUGUAGACUUAAAAAAAUAGUAGAAGAGGUGUAUUUACAGACCAUACCUUGAAAAACUAGCCUUGGUUAACCCUUCACCAGUGGCAUUUAUUCCUUUUAAAUACGUUUCACCAAUGAUACGCUCUCUGAUGCACUCUACCAUCAAAGGUGAGCUGAGGCGUUGGGGCUGGCCUAAAGUUUGGGAGCACUCUGUUUACGUGCUGCCAUCCUGUCCACGUUGUGGGAGCGCUAGAACUGACGGGCCCUACAAUUGCAAAGUGUUCCUAAGGAUCUUCUGGAGGGCUACUGGCAGUGUCACUUCAUCCUUUGGCUUCACCAGUCCAGUGGCCUCAAAGUCCUUGGGAUUCCACUUGUUUCUUCAGGCCAAGGAGAGGAGUCCAUGGCUGAGUUUGGAAGACUGUCCAGUCCCAGGCAACAGCAGGCUAAAAUGCAGCCCCUGCCACCAAGUACUCCCUGAGCAGGGAGGGCCCAGGGCGCAGGGGUCGCGCGCCCUCCAGCAGGCUUGCGGAGCACGAGGCCCUCACACCUCAUUGGAGGCAGGUGUCCCUGCCCCUUGCAGCUGCGCCCAGCCCGUGAGCGCGCGCCUCCAAGCACGUGGAGCUGCCCUGCACACCCCUCCUUCCAGAUGUAGUCCAGGCUCAGCUGGGCCCGCGCAGGGAUCCCCACGCGGCCACCUGACAGAGUGUUGGGCGUGCUGCGGCCCGCUGCUUCUGCCUCCGCCGCUGGCGCUGUGGCCAGAGGAAGGCGCCUGCUGAGCACACGGGGCCUGGGAGCGCACUGCGGCCAUUAUCCGCGGCGCCUCCUAGUGGGUCAAUGGCAAAUCCUCCAGGUUCUCGCGAGAGCUCCCCCUCAGUGGGGAUUAUAUAAUUCCCCUUAGGCGGGGGUGGGGGUGCUGGGGCCACCCUCCCCCAAGAAAAGUCCGAUGUAAGCACACAGGGAAGUAGUAGAGUUGCCCCUGGGGGGCAUGGAGGGAAGGGCUGCUGUCCCCCAUGACCCCCCCCCUUCUUGGCUGGACAAUGAGUCCUCUUAUGCUAAUGAGUUACUUACGUCACUUCCGCUCUUUCUCGGCCGCCAUUUUGGCUAGGGCAGGUUCGGGGACUCGCUCCGAGGCGCUUGUAUUGUCUGCCGAGGGGAGACGCGGGAUCGGCCCCCUCCCCCGCCCGUUGCCGCUGCCGCCUCCGCCGGCCCGGUCUCCCCUCCGCCGCCCGCCGAGAUCCAUGAGCUGAACUCCCGCCCCCCCGGCCGCCGCCAUCUUGUGCCCCCUCCCCCUCCCGCAGGCACCGCUAAGGGGGAUUUUGGCGUCUCCUCAGACACAGCUCCCUCUCUCGGUUCCCGCUGCCGAGGAGCGAGGGAAGCGCGGCCGCCGCCGCCCGCCCGCGCCGGUGAAGCCGCCGCUCCCACACCCUCCGUCUCCUCCCUCCGCCCCUCCUUUGUCUGCACCGCUCGACGACGCUGCUGCCGCCGCCCGCGCGGAGACUGGAGGGAGCCGCUCGUGCCGUCGCUGCCGCCCGCCGCUCUGCUGCGCCCGCCGCGCCCCCCGGCAGCAGCCGCGGUCGCGGCGCGAGCCGGAGCCCGCCGAGACCGAGCGCGACGAGGCUCCGGGCGCGCCCUCCCCGCCCUCGCCGUGCCGCCGCCAUCCGCCCGCCGCCGCCGCCGCCGCCGCCGCCCGGCCCCGGAGCACGCCGGCCCCGCGCGCGCCUCGAGGCCGAGUGAAGAAACUAUGUUCCAACUUCCUGUCAACAAUCUUGGCAGUUUAAGAAAAGCCCGGAAAACUGUGAAAAAAAUACUUAGUGACAUUGGGUUGGAAUACUGUAAAGAACAUAUAGAAGAUUUUAAGCAGUUUGAACCUAAUGACUUUUAUUUGAAAAACACUACAUGGGAGGAUGUAGGACUGUGGGACCCCUCACUUACAAAAAACCAGGUGUCUGUAAAGAGCAUUUCUGAAGGAAGACAGAAGAGCACCAGGUCCUGCCAACGUCUGUUAAAAGAUGGGAGUUUCCUGUCUGAAAUGCUUCAGUAGAAGUGAUUAAUCCUGUUUUCUUGCCAAGGGAGCAGUGCUGUAAAGGAGUGUGUCCUUUACCUCAGCCACAGCCUGUAACUCUGUCCCCUCAUGAUGGAGCCCAAAACUCACCACCGAGUUACUCUAUGCCCAUAACGUUUGUGGAGUACUUAGCCUGCCUGGUGGAAAAUCUCUGCUUAAUGAAACUAAGUGGAACACGCUAUACAGGCAAUGGAUUUUUCCACCUAUUAUGACCAUCAUUUUUAACCCAUAAAGUCCAAACGUGCACCCGUCACUCGUGGUGUCUCUACUACUUCCUGUCUACCCACGCCACUUAAAACGAACAUUGAACUGUGACUUGAAUGUAUGCAGAGUUACAACUUGGGGUUAUGUCCAAAAUAACAGAUGCCAGGGAUUUGGCUCAGUGACACAAGCACCUGCCUGGUAAGUUCAAGGUGGUGAGUUCAAUCUGCAGUGUCCAGAAAAGACCCAGUACCCCAAAACAAGUUUAGCUGGGCAUGGCGGCACAUGCCUGUAAUCCCAGCACGUGGUAGGCAACAGGAACAUUACUGAGUUCCAUGCCAGCCUUUACUACACAGUGAAUUCAAGGCUAGUCUGAACUACGCAGCGAGAUCCUGUCUCAACAAAAAAAUCAGCACUUGGGAGACAAAAGUUCCAAUAUAGUAACUGAAGCCCUCAAAUCAUCCUUUCAGUCGGUCAGCUAAGGACAAGGAAAUUCAUAGUUACUUCUGUGACAAAUCUGUAUGAAUAAAGAAUCUUCUCUGCUACGAA